Messenger RNA from Caenorhabditis remanei, 7392 nucleotides. RefSeq lists its product as uncharacterized. The record is from RefSeq and is a predicted model, not a curated record. The coding region runs from base 1 to 7392 and encodes 2463 amino acids. Lineage: Eukaryota; Metazoa; Nematoda; Chromadorea; Rhabditida; Rhabditidae. Gene Ontology annotation, cellular component: plasma membrane. Gene Ontology annotation, molecular function: G protein-coupled receptor activity; calcium ion binding. The transcript has 22 exons. Gene Ontology annotation, biological process: homophilic cell-cell adhesion.
AUGAGAAUUGGACAUUCGAUUUCGCGAAAAAAUCUGGAGACAAGGAGAUCCAAAAGAUGGGCGAGAAGAAGGAAUCCUGAUUCAAAUGCGGUGCAUUUUCAGCAAGAAAAAUACGUAAAAGAACUGCCUGAAGACACCCCAAUUGAAACAAUAAUCGCAUCUGUAAAAGCUUCUCAUGCCUCUUCCCAACCUCUCUACUACUCAAUGGUAGCUCCACAAGAUUCCAGAUCUCAAAAUUUGUUCACAUUGGAUACGAUGAGUGGAGAGAUUCGACUGGCGAAGAGCAUGGAUCGAGAGGUUCUUGAUAAACAUAUUCUCAAGGUGACAGCUUACGAGAGAGUCGAUCCAACUAUAUCUGCAAGCACUACAGUUGUUGUACACGUAUUGGAUGUACAGGACAAUAGUCCGAUAUUCGAAAAGGAUUCUUAUUUCGGAGAAAUCCGUGAAGAUGCUCCGAUUGGUACCACUGUUCUCUCAGUCUUCGCUCGAGACUUGGAUUCUGGAGAGAAUGGAGAAGUCGAGUACUCACUUGGAGAAGGGAAUGGAAAGAAUCUUCUGGCUAUCAACUCUAAAAGUGGAGUCAUUCAAACAGCAGCCCCGUUGGAUCGAGAAUCUCUUUCUCUUAUUCGAUUAGAUGUGAUUGCAAGUGACAAAGGAACUCCGAAACGGGAUUCCAAAGCUCUCGUUGAGAUUACUGUAGUUGAUGUGAAUGAUAAUGCACCGGUGUUUGCUUCUGACUCAUACAAUGUUACGAUCAUGGAGAAUAUCACUCUUCCUGCAGUGAUUGCAACUGUCAAAGCUACAGAUGAAGACUUUGGAACCAAUGGAAAAGUGCAUUACUCAAUGGCGUCAUCAGCUGGAAUUGGAGGUCUUACCAUUGAUUAUUCAUCAGGAGAAGUAACUCUCCGGGAGAGAAUCGAUGCGAAAAACUCACCGAUAACCGUAGUAAUCCGUGCCAAAGAUGGUGCACAACCUGCACUAUCAAGUACUGUCCCACUUACAAUUAACGUUAUUGAUAUAAAUGAUCAUGCUCCGACACUAAUCGCCGCGCAGAAAAUGAUAACAUUGGAGGAGAAUGUUGCGAUUGGGGAAGAGGUUGGAAGAGUUUAUGCGAUUGAUGAGGACUCGGGACCGAAUGGAAUUAUUAGAUAUGCUAUGGAAGGAUCCGAGGACUUCAUUAUUGACGAAGAUAGUGGUGUCAUCAAGACAACAAAACUUCUGGAUCGUGAAACAACUAGUAGAUACUCUUUGAAGGUGACCGCAAGAGACAUGGGGACACCCCCGUUGAAUACAACGACCACUAUGACAGUGGUAUUGAAGGACAUCAAUGACAACGCACCGAUAUUUGACAAGAAAGAGUAUAAUGUAACGAUUUCUGAAGAGAUGCCACGUGGAAGUCAGAUAAUCACAUUGAAAGCAAUUGAUAAUGAUGAAGAUCAGAAGAUCAGUUACCGUAUCGAAGAAGCAGAUCGAGAUGUGUUCAGUAUUCUGGAUAUUGGGGAUCAGGGAGCGAUAUUGAGUGUUUCUGGAGAGCUGAGUCGUCAAGAUCAUAAGAUUCGAGUGGAGAUAUCAGCUACAGAUCAAGGAGGUCUGCAGGGACGAACUGUUGUGAAUGUAUUCAUUGAUGAUGUGAACUCUGCACCGUAUUUCAAUGAUCACCCAUUUUCUGUGAAGAUUCCAGAACAUUCUCCAAUCGGGUAUCCAGUUAUUUCAUUGAAGGCUGAAGACCACGAUCGUGGAGACAAUGCUCGUUUGAUCUACUCUAUCGACUCCAACCAAUUCUUCCGCAUCGAUUCCUCUUCUGGAGACAUAUCGGUGGCUUCUGACUUGGAUCGUGAGGAUCGUGCAACAUUCUCAGUCAUCGUGACAGCUUCCGACCAUGCGACUCCACCGCUUAACACAUCAACACAAAUCGAAGUGAUUCUGGAUGACAUAAACGACAAUGCUCCACAAUUCACGUCUUCAAGUUAUGCGGCCACGAUUUCAGAGGAUAUUCCUGUGGGAACCUCAUUCCUUCAGGUCUCCGCCAUCGACGCCGAUAUCGGCCCCAACGGAAUCGUCGACUACUUCCUUAACGAAUCCUCCUCAUCCCCGGCUAUCCAACUUUUUCGACUCGACCGCACAUCGGGAACUCUUCGUGUCAGCUCCAAACUCGAUAGAGAGCAGUUUGCAGUAAUCGUCCUCCCAAUCUACGCCCGAGAUCGUGGCACUCCAUCUCUAUCUGCUUCAUCCGAAAUCACACUGACCCUCUCCGAUGUGAAUGACAAUGCUCCAUCAUUUGAACAACUCUCGUAUGAUCUCUAUAUUGCUGAAAAUGCUCCGGUUGGCUCGACAGUCGGAACUAUUGUUGCAAGGGAUGCAGAUGAAGGAGAGAACUCGGAUAUUUCAUUCAGAAUCUUUGGAGGGGCAGAUGCGAAACUUUUUGAUAUUGAAGAAGAUGCUGAACAAAACGGAGUUGUUAGAAUCUUGACACGAGCAGAGUUCGACUAUGAAGCAAAAGCCAACAAAUUCUUCUUCGAGUUACAAGCAAGUAGCGGUCAACUUUCCUCAACGGUCCCUGUCAGAAUCCACGUUUCGGAUGUGAAUGACAACAAACCAGUUCUCAAGGACUUUGUGAUUCUGAUGAACCGAUUUGACAAUGUUCCAAUGGCACGUCAAAUCGGCUUCAUCCCUGCUUUUGACCCAGAUCAGAAUGCUACUUUGGAAUACUUUUUGGAGGAGAAUGAUCUGAUUGAAGCAGAGAAAUACACCGGAAAGAUACUAGUAAAGCAAGAAUGGAAACGUAACAUGGAUGUUUCUUUCAAGACUUGUGUAUCUGACGGAGCCAACACGGAAUGUGCCACGUGUAGAUUUAUUCACGUGCUGGUAGAACCUGAUUGGCUAGCUGAAAGUUUCACAUUGAGUCUCGCCCGGAUGACCGUUGAUGACUUCUGGGACCCCAUGGUCUUCCAAAGAUUCCGAGAUGCAAUGUCUACUCUAAGCAAUUGGAAGCCUUCGGAUAUCCACAUCAUCGGUGUCAAACAACAUCUUGAUGACGUCAUCUACGUCAAUCUUGCCAUCACGGACCACGGAAGAGUCGUACGGGGCUGGAGAGCAAUCGAAUUGGUCAAAGAAUCCAUCAAAAAGCUGGAGAAAAUGACUUUGCUACAAGUAGAAGUUAUCAGAGAUGAGUCAUGUGCCAACGAGCCCUGUUCACACAUGGCAAAGUGCAGACAGACUCAGAAGUUUGUCGGAGAGAUGAAGGCUCAUGAGACUGAUAAUUUCAUUGCUCGAACCUUGAACACAGUGAACACAUUUGUUUGCGAAUGUCCUUCUGGAUUUACAAAUUCCGAUGCUCGUGGAGAAUGUGACACCCGUCUCGACGAAUGUUAUCGUGGUCGUUGCUCGAAUAACUCGACUUGUGUCUCCUAUGAAAACACGUAUCGUUGCGAGUGUACAGCCGGCUGGAUAGGUCGCCACUGCGAAAUCUCAGUUCAUGCUCUAACCUGCGUACCCGGAUACUGUAUGUCAGAUUCUCUUUGUGAACUGGAAGGCAACCAAAUGAAAUGUCGACACUGCAAGUAUCAAGGAGAGGAUACAGAUGACAGAUGUCAUCUCAGAAGUGUAUCUUUUGAGGGAGAAGGUCUUCUCAACGUGAAUCUAGACUUGCCACGUACCCAAUGGACCAUGAAGUUUAGAAUUUCCACAAUUGCACACGACGGUGUUUUGGUAUUCACAGGAGACAAAAGAAGCGACUUUGUGGAAGUUUCUAUUAUGGAUCGAGUUCUCAAGGUUCAAUUCUCGUUGGGAGGAGAAAAAGUUGAUGCGAAGAUGGAGAAUGAUGUGGAGAAUCGAGUGAACGAUGGGGAAUGGCAUACUGUAACAGUGGAGUACUCGAAUAAGCAAAUAACAAUGUCUAUGGACGAGUGCGAAACUUAUCCAUCACUCCUCCUCAACUCAUCUCCAAAUUGUGCAGUUCGUGCCAAGCUGAACCUCGAGAAAAAAUGCGAAGACCCAACUGUUCCCUGCUACCGAUAUCUUGACGUCUCCAAUGGUUUGUUCCUGGGAGGAAGACCCGGGACAUCGAAGCAAAUCGAGAAGGCGUUCUCCGGAUGUAUCUCUGAUUUAUCGGUUGACAAAGAAGACGUCGAUUUCUCAACAAUCAAAGAAAUGCACAAAGUUGGACAUGUUCAUGAAGGAUGUCGGCCACGUAGAGAUUUCUGUUCGACUUCUGAAGGCCAGUGUCCUGCCACAACGAAAUGUAUCAAUCGAUGGGGAGGAAGAAUCUGUAGUUGUCCACAGGCACUUCACUCAACGGGAGUGUGUCAGAGUACUUCUGGAACUCAAGAUCUACGUGGACAUUCUUUGUUCGAAGAAGAGUCAUUCGUUCUCUAUCAACCUGCUCAGGUGUCUGUUCCAUUUGAAAUCUCCUUUGAAUUCCGAUCAUCUCGUGCUGAUAUGCAAGUGUUUGCACUAGAGUUCACACAGAGAAGUGUUCAUUACAAUUUGGAAAUCGACGAUGGAACACUGAAGUAUAACAUUGGAGACUCUUCAAUCGAAUUGCCGUCUCCAGAAGUUUCCUCAAAGCAUUGGAUGAAUGUUGUCAUUAAAUUUGAAGCUGAUUCCGUGGCAACAAGUAUCAAUGGAAUCUACUCAGCAGAAGCUAAAGCCUCUAUUUCUGAUAUGAAUCUAGAGAGUUUAUACUUUGGAAUCGCUCCAGGAACCGGCCACCCAUCUCGAUUCGAAGGAUGUAUUCGAAAUGUUUUGGUUGACGGACGAACCAUUUCCGUGAAGAAAAAGGGAAAGACUCGUGCAGGAUGUGUCGUACCGAACCGUUGCUCAGUUGACUCGAUCUGUCCAUCUGAAAGUACUUGCCAUCGAGCAUGGAACAAACACAAGUGCAAAUGCCACAAAAGUUUCGUCGGCGACACGUGUCUUCCGGUGUGUUCCGUGGCAAAUGUCUGCUCUUCUGGAACUUGUGUUGCUUCAAACACAACAACAGGAUACGAAUGUAUCUGCCCCGCAGGCAAAUCUGGAAAGAAUUGCCAACUGGAAGCACCGAAGCAGAUCUGUCCUUCUGGAUGGUGGGGUACUUUCCCUAGAUGUAGAAGAUGUGCUUGCUCACAAACAAAGGGUUAUGAGAGUCAAUGUGACAAAAAGACCGGUGCAUGUAUGUGCAAAAAGAGUCAUUUCUCGACAAUCAAUGGGUGUGUCAAGUGUGAAUGUGGAUUUGGUGCUGAAAGUACAGAAUGUUCAGCUGACGGAUACUGUAAAUGUAAUGGAGAUGCAGUUGGGAGGAGGUGUGAUAGAUGCUCUAGAUUUGAUCAUCAACUCGACUCGAAAACCCUCAAAUGUAGACCAGUAACCGGAAAGUGUCCAUCUGAAAUCGAAUACAGUAUCCAGUGGCCUACAAGUCAGAAAGGAUCAAUUGUCAGACAAUCUUGUCCAACUGGUGAAAGUGGUCUUGCAACACGGAAAUGUCUUGAAACUGGUAGAUGGUCAGAUGUGAACGCCUGGAAUUGUACACGUCCGGAAUAUUCGAUAAUGGUGAACAAAUUUGAUAUUCUGGAGCCAGCUAAGCUUCUGGCAAUGGUGGCGAACGCUACGAAUACAGAGUCAUCGAUUCGUGGAAGGAAUCAACAAAUAGCGGCGGAAGCAUUGAGUCGACUAGUAGAUCAUGAGCAAAGUAUGCCUCUGAAGGGGAGAGCUCACAUCAAGGAUAUGAAAUUUACGGAGAAACUGAUUGAAUCAUUAGGAAAAGUUAUGAGUGAACAACCAGCAGAUGAGUAUUCAACAAUGAUUGCAAAGCUUUGGAGUUAUGCGGAGACGGUGGCUGAAACUCAUGAGAGUGUGAAUUUCUUGUCACCAUUCAUCGUGGCAAAUGAUCAUAUUGUAUUUGCAUCCGACAAACUAGAUUUCGGAAAUAUCCUUCCCAAGUUCAACAACUUUGUGGAUCUCCGUCCAUCUGGCUUCCCGAGAGUUCGUGCCAUUGUAACUGGAGCCACUCAAGUUGUCUACUCAAUUGUUCCCUAUCCAAGAUGUAAUCGAUGUGAAAAUCCAAUGAUUGCUGUAGUUGCCAACACUUCUGACCCGAUUAUUGUGGAGUUCGAAAUCGAAGAAGACGACGGUUGGAAGUAUCCAGAAUGCGUUCGUUUUGAUGAGAAAUCGGGAGCGUGGACUAUACGGGGGGCCACGUUGAUCGGGUUGAACUUGACUCAUGCUGCUUGUGAAUUCAAUCAAGUUGGAGUUUUCACAAUGUUUGUAAACGAUCAGUCUAGUUCUAUAGUCCGAGUCGCCCAGAUGGAUGAUAUGACAUCUCCAGCUAUUGCCGGAGUGGCUCUAUUCCUCUGCUUCCUCUCGGUUCUCCUCACUCUCUCAAGGAAAAGUCUGAAAACUCAUUCAGUCAGAAUCGGAUUCAUCUUAUUCUUUGCCAUCAACGUUUUGAAUCUCUUCUUCGUACACAAAACUGCCAUUAACCAGGCAUACUGUCCAGUGAGGAACGCAAUGCUCUCUUUCACUUCAUCUGCUCCAUUCGCUUGGCUCUUCCUGUACGGACUUUACAUAUACAGAAUGCUUGCAAAUGGGUCUGCUUCUCCGAGCGUAACAACAUCUCUGCUCGUCGGAAUUGUCUUCCCUUGCAUCAUCUCGUUCACCACAUUCUUCUUCACCGAUAACUGCUCAUUAUCACCUCAUCUCUGGCUAUUCUGGUUCAUUAUUCUUCCGAUUGGUCUCUUCCUUUUGCUAUCAUUCUAUGCAGCUGCGACGUCAGUUCUUGUCAGUCUCCACAAAAAAUAUGAUGUCUUCGUGGCAAAGUAUAACGUGAAGAAAGCAGUGUUCCAGCAUUUCAUAUUGACUCUCUUCACCUUGGGAAUGACACUAUCUGGAUUAUUCGCCAACCAACUUCCAUUGCCUGUUGAAGUUGUGGAAAUUUCCCAAUCUGUGAUCUACCUCAUCGCUGCUCUUGUCAUUUUCCUCUGGUGUAUCUGCGACAUAACAACGAAAUCCUCUGAUUCUAAUCCAAAUAUGUGGCUAGACACCCAGAAAUCCGUGAUGGCUGAGUCAACAAUGGCAGAUCCACAAUGUGCUUCUCCACUACUCUCCCCUCAACAUCAUCAUGAAGUAGUUACUGACCCUGACUGGAUGCCAGAUGUGAUCCCGAACAACCAUCCGUUAUCCUCAAUCAAUGAGCCAGACACCCCACGACGUCAUCUGCAACCUCAGAACCGAGAAGUCAUCAACAUCCUCUCGUCUCCAGAUCAAAUUCUAAACGAAGGAAUCGGUCAUGUCUACCGUAACAACAUGGGAUCCCUCCCACGUCUUCGAAGUGCUCAGGACGAAGCUGAUGACGCAUAUUACACGUAUACAGCAUCUAGAAGAUAUAAAAAUACAACAUCCACGUUUCACAGGGAGUAG